This is a messenger RNA of Hyaena hyaena (striped hyena), 3599 nucleotides long. RefSeq names its product leucine rich repeat containing 32 (gene LRRC32). The record is from RefSeq and is a predicted model, not a curated record. Gene Ontology annotation, molecular function: protein binding. Lineage: Eukaryota; Metazoa; Chordata; Mammalia; Carnivora; Hyaenidae. The transcript has 4 exons. Bases 219 to 2210 code for a protein of 663 amino acids.
GUGGGGCAGUGGAGCAGCCGUGGGCCUCCGCGGGCCGUGACCCCGGGAUCUGGCGCGGGGUGGGGCCGUGGAGGGGGGCAGAUUUGCGCAAAAUGUGCCGGGGCUGCGCGGGAGAGGAGCAGCGGCCGCGCUGAGCCAGCAGCUCUCCCGCGACCCCCUUCUGCUGGUGACUGGGGCUGAGAGGAGGGAGAGGAGCACCCCAGAGCCCAGUCCUAGCCAUGAGCCACCGGAUCCUGCUGCUCCUGGCCGCGCUGACCCUGGGCCUGGCCACCUCCCAAUACCGAGACAAGGUGCCCUGUAAGAUGGUAGACAAGGAGGUCUUGUGCCACGGUCUUGGCCUGCUCCAGGUCCCCUCGGUGCUCCCGCUGGACGUCGAGGCCCUCGACCUAUCUGGAAACCAGCUGCAGAGAAUCCUGGCCUCCCCCCUGGGCUUCUACACAGCACUGCGGCACCUGGACCUGAGCUCCAAUGAGAUCAGCUUCGUCCAGACGGGGGUCUUCCAGGCCCUGCCCCACCUGGAGUGCCUCAACCUGGCCCGUAACCGCCUGGCAGCGGGCACUAUGCCAAGCACCCCUGGCCUGGGCCCCCUGCCCCAUGUGACAUCUCUGGACCUGUCGGGGAACAGCCUGUACAGCGGCCUGGUGGAGCGGCUGCUGGGGGAGGCCCCUGCCCUGCGCACCCUCUCCCUGGCCGAGAACAGCCUGACUCGCCUGGCCCGCCACACCUUCCGAGCCACACCUGCGCUCGAGUGGCUGGACCUGCACAGCAACGUGCUCAUGGACAUUGAGGACGGCGCCUUCGAGGCCCUGCCGCACCUGGCCCACCUCAAUCUCUCCCGGAACUCCCUCACCUGCAUCUCUGGCUUCAGCCUCCCACAGCUGCGGGUGCUUGACCUGAGCUGCAACAGUAUUGAGGCCUUCCAGACGGCCCCAGAGCCCCAGGCCGAGUAUCAGUUGGCCUGGCUUGACCUGCGGGAGAACAGACUGCUCCACUUCCCUGACCUGGCCGCGCUCCCAAGGCUCAUCUACCUGAACGUGUCCAACAACCUCAUCCGGCUCCCCGCAGGGCCGCCCCAGGGUGGCGAGGGCCUCCAGGCGCCUUCGGAGGGCUGGUCCGCCCUGCCCUUCUCGAACCCCAGCCGGAACUCCAGCGCCCAGCCCCUCUCCCAACUCUUGAACCUGGACUUGAGCUACAAUGAGAUCGAGCUGGUCCCUGAGGGCUUUCUUGAGCCCCUGACCUCCCUCCGCUUCCUGAAUCUCAGCCGAAACUGCUUGCGGGCCUUGGAGGUGCGGCGUGCGGGCUUCGCGCCUUGCCUCGUGCACCUGGACGCCAGCCACAACGCGCUGGAGACGCUGGAGCUGGCCACCAGAGCCCUGGGGUCUCUGCGGACCCUGCUCCUGCAGGACAAUGGCCUGCGGGCCCUGCCCGCGUACACUUUUGCCAGCCUGGCCAGCCUGCAGAAGCUUAACCUGCAGGGGAACCGGCUCAGGCCUUGUGGGGGGCCCGGCGAGCCUGGCCCCUCGGGCUGCGUGGCCUUCUCUGGCCUCUCCUCCCUCCGCAUCCUGAACCUGGCGGACAACGGGAUGGAGACGCUCCGGCCGGGUGCCUUCCUCCACACGCCGCUUACGGAGCUGGACCUCUCUGCCAACCCGGGGCUGGAUGUGGCCCCGGGCGCCUUGGCGGGUCUGGAGGCCUCCUUGGAGGUCCUGGCCCUGCAGGGCAACGGGCUGGCCAUCCUGCAGGUGGACCUGCCCUGCUUCCGCUGCCUCAAGCGACUCAAUCUUGCCGAGAACCGCCUGAGCCGCCUGCCUGCCUGGACCCAGGCUGUGUCACUGGAGGUGCUGGACCUGAGGAACAACAGCUUCAGCCUCUUGCCAGGCAGUGCCAUGGGCGGCCUCGAGACCAGCCUCCGGCGCCUCUACCCGCAGGGGAACCCGCUGAGCUGCUGCGGCAACGGCUGGCUGGCGGCCCAGCUACACCAGGGCCGCGUGGACGUGGAUGCCCCCCAGGACCUGACCUGCCGCUUCGGCUCCCAGGAGGAGGUAUCCCUGAGCCACGUGCGUCCUGAGGACUGUGAGAAGGGCGGGCUCAAGAAUGUCAACCUCAUCAUCAUCCUCACCUUUGCGCUGGUCUCUGCCGUCCUCCUCACCACCCUGGCCACCUGUUGCUGCGUCCGCCGGCAGAAGUUCACCCAGCAGUACAAAGCCUAGAGAAGCCAGAGGCCGCCGAGCAGCUCGGCCGGGAGCCCUUCCGGGUCAGCUGGGGAGCCUGAGACAGACAGGGGCGGGGACCGACCCAAAGUCACGGGGUCUGAGAACCCUGCCCUCUAAAUCCUAGCCCGGGGCUCCUUUCCCCAUAUGCUGCCGUACUGGUAGGUGACCCGCUUCCCAGGCCACACGUGUGGUCCAGCUGUGGAAGCCGGAAGUCGGGCAGUUUCAGGAGUGACAGAAAAUAAGGUUGACCUCUCCGGUCUACAAAUCUUCGCCAGGCAUCUGGUUUUCGUCACAUCCUGCCCUGAGCACUGGGGACGCCGGGUGACCGAGACACAUCGCUGCCCUCAGGCAUCGCCCAGCCCUGGUGGGGAGGUGGUCGCAAAGCCACGUGGUGACCACACGGAGGCUGGAAGUCCUCCGGAGCUCUGCAGCCCCAGCCGGCUGACUCGUGGGGAGUCCUCCCUCCAGCAGGGCCGGAGCAAAGGAGGGGUGAGACCAAGAAGACUUGUCUGAGAUGGUUCCAAGCAGACUGUGGGUCACAUCUUCUGAUAAUGACUUUCAGCCUGUCUGGAACAUGAAGAGCUUGUGACCGGAAGAGAGCUGGAGCCGCGUGAAUAGGUCUCGGAUCCAGCCAUUAGGCGGGCUGCAGCGGCCCCCGCAGGGCCUGGUUCAGAGGCGGCAGCCCUGGGUGCUGGCCCAGUGCUAGAGCAUUCCAUUUCCUGCUCCAAGCAGCCUCUUUCCCCACCUGGCACGCUCGUGGCGCCCACGCUAGCCCCAACGCUGCUCCAGCCCCCCGGUUCCCCAUGCGGACGUGCCGUUCCAUCCCAGCCCCCGCUGGCUGGCGAGCCAGGAGUUAGAACCGUACAUAUCUGGUUCUAUUUUGCACCCGGCUUGGCGGCUAUGACACGUCUGCCUCUUUAUGACUACCCUCUGAGGUUGGUAUUUUAUUCCAUCUUACCAAAAAAGCUCUGAAACCCUCCUUUCAGGGUCCUCCGGCUAAGAAAUGACGUAAAUGAGAUGCAGCCUCAAAUCCUCCUGUCCCCAGGGCCUGACCUUUGCCACUGUGGGGGCAGGGGACUGUUAGGUGGACAGGAAGUGGACCCACAUUGAGGGCACAGGGCCUGAGGGCCAUCCUGUGCUAUACAUACCCACCUACUCCUCUCCCUCCUCUCUCCUAGGCAGGCAGACACGGGUCCCCUCCUCCUCCUCUGCCUCAGUUUCCCUUACUCCCUCCUUUGCAGACUGGUGUGUAUUCACCUCUUUCUGUUUUGCUCUUGCGUUCCCUCUUCCUCCAUUGAGCAAAGCCUGGAGUUUGAGACCAUUGACUCCAACCUCCCCGUUGCACAGACAGGGAAACCGAGGCUGGGGAAGAGAAUGGAACUUGCU